Molecule: messenger RNA, 2337 nt
Organism: Triplophysa dalaica
Lineage: Eukaryota; Metazoa; Chordata; Actinopteri; Cypriniformes; Nemacheilidae
Product: tyrosine-protein kinase ZAP-70
Exons: 13
Coding region: 238-2058 (606 amino acids)
Biological process (GO): intracellular signal transduction; cell surface receptor protein tyrosine kinase signaling pathway; innate immune response
Cellular component (GO): cytoplasm; extrinsic component of cytoplasmic side of plasma membrane
Molecular function (GO): non-membrane spanning protein tyrosine kinase activity; ATP binding; signaling receptor binding
Source: RefSeq, a predicted model, not a curated record
ACACACACACACGCAGACAGAUAGUAAGACUUGGCAAGCAUAGAAACCGUCUAGCUUACAAGCCAGAUCACAGAGCUUCAUCGCCUCAGCAGACUAAAUACAUUUGUAAUACCUUCUUCACCCGUUAUUUCUCUCUCUUUCUUUUUCUGUAUCCCUGGAUUCAGCUACAGGCCACGCAGCAUUUUUCACAGUCCCUGAUCUGUGGAACAUCUUCACCGCCUCCUCCUCACCUCCACCAUGUCCGACCCUGCUGCGGAGCUCCCGUUCUUCUAUGGCAGCAUCAGUCGCUCGGAGGCCGAGGAGCACCUGAAGCUGGCCGGCAUGGGAGACGGUCUCUUCCUAAUGCGUCAGUGCCUCCGCAGUCUGGGCGGCUAUGUCCUCUCCAUAGUUUGGAACCUGGAGUUUUAUCACUACUCUAUAGAGAAACAGUUAAAUGGGACGUACUGCAUUGCGGGUGGAAAGCCUCAUUGUGGACCCGCGGAGCUAUGCGAAUAUUAUAGCAAAGACCCAGAUGGGCUGGUGUGCACCCUAAGGAAGCCAUGCCUGCGAACGGCCGACACGCAGAUCACACCUGGAGUGUUUGACAGCCUGAGAGACAACAUGUUUCGAGAAUAUGUUCGCCAGACCUGGAAUUUAGAGGGUGAAGCGCUGGAGCAAGCGGUCAUCAGCCAGGCCCCACAGCUAGAGAAACUGAUUGCCACCACAGCACAUGAAAAAAUGCCCUGGUUCCAUGGCAAGAUUGCUCGACAGGAGGGUGAGAGACGGCUGUACUCAGGAUCUCAGCCGGACGGAAAGUUCCUAGUAAGAGAAAGAGAAGAAUUUGGCACCUUUGCGCUGUCUGUGACAUACGGGAAAACAGUAUAUCAUUAUCAGAUCUUGCACGACAAAUCAGGGAAAUAUGCGAUGCCGGAGGGAACUAAAUUUGACACUGUCUGGCAGCUGGUUGAAUACCUAAAGAUGAAACCAGAUGGUCUUGUGACUGUACUUAGAGAACCAUGUAUCAACCAGAAUAAUGCACCAGCAGUUGUCUCGAACGGCCCGAGGUGGAAGAGGGGAAAUGGGUACACGCCGCCCCCUUCGGUUCCCAAACCUCCAGGAGCAGAGUUUCGUCCAAAUUUGCCUAUGGACCAUGAUGCGUUCAUCAGUCCUUAUGACGAUCCGAAUGAAUGCAAGAAGAAAACGCUGUUCAUCAAGAGAGACAAGCUCAUGAUCGACGAGGUGGAGCUUGGAUCAGGCAACUUCGGAUGUGUGAAGAAAGGUGUUUUUAAAAUGGAAAGCAAACAGAUCGAUGUGGCUAUUAAAGUGUUGAAAAACGAGAACGAUAAAUCAGUAAAGGAGGAGAUGAUGCGAGAGGCACAGUUUAUGCAUCAGCUGAGUGAUCCCUUUAUUGUGCGCAUGAUUGGGCUCUGUGAGGCCGAAGCACUCAUGUUGGUCAUGGAGAUGGCCCCUGCUGGCCCGCUCAACAAGUUUCUCUCUGGCAAAAGGGACCAGAUCACUGCGGAUAACAUAGUGAUGUUAAUGCAUCAGGUUUCCAUGGGGAUGAAGUAUUUAGAAGGCAGGAACUUCGUUCACAGAGACUUGGCUGCCCGUAAUGUACUUUUGGUCAACCAGCAAUACGCCAAGAUCAGUGAUUUUGGUCUCUCCAAGGCGCUGGGUGCAGAUGACAAUUAUUACAAGGCACGCACAGGGGGGAAAUGGCCUUUAAAGUGGUAUGCACCCGAGUGCAUCCAGUUUCACAAAUUUUCCGGCAAAAGUGACGUUUGGAGCUUCGGCAUUACCAUGUGGGAGGCCUUUACCUAUGGAGGAAAACCGUAUAAGAAAAUGAAAGGCCCAGAAGUAAUGAGUUUUAUAGAAAGUGGAAAUCGUAUGGAAUGCCCAGCCGGAUGCCCUGACACCAUGUAUGAAUUGAUGAAAGACUGCUGGAUAUACAAGCAUGAAGACCGACCUGGCUUUGUAAUUGUUGAGGAGAAGAUGAGAACUUUCUAUUACUCCAUUGCAAAAAAGAUACCAGACUACAUGAAAAAAGACGGUGAAAGUCCUCCUACAAAUGAUAACUGAAUUGAGGACACAAUAAAAACAUGGGAAGAAGCAUUCUGAAAAUACUUUUGAUGUUCAUAAAACUCUCAGAAGAAUGCAAGUGAUUUUUUGAUUAUAUGCCUGCCGCCAUCAGUAAUAGAUACUUUGUAUUGCUUAUGUUCAUAAUAAUGUGUAAUUAUUACUAUUUAAAUAUGCAAUGUGAUCAGAUAUUCAAACUAACAAUCUCCUGCUUUCUGUUGGAUAUUGUGUUUCUUCAAGUUUCUUGUCAUUUCUGAGUUUUAUUAAAAAAAACGUUUUAUA